CCCAUCCUUGUCGAGGGCGCACCCAUCUACAGGGUUCGUAAGAUUUUGGACAUGCGCCCUCGGGGCAGUGGUCAUCAGUACCUAGUGGAUUGGGAGGUGUACGGUCCUGAGGAGAGGAGUUGGGUUCCCUCUCGGGACGUGCUGGACCGUUCGCUGAUCGAUGAUUUCCUCCGUUGCCGCCAGGUUUCCUCUUCGAGUGCGCCUAGAGGCGCUCGAAAAUCCAUCCAAACCCACUCUAAGUCCAGCAACAGUAAAUGUGAUGGAGGGGACCUCAGUAAGUCUGAUCUGCUCUGCUGCAGCCCCCUGUCCCUCACUCCCUCCAACUCUGACAUGGACCCCCACACUGAGUGACAGUGUGGAGGAUUUGCAGGUGACUCCGAAUCGAGUCAUAACUUCUCUCCUGAACUUUACCGCUUCACAUGUCCACCAUGGGGAGAAGAUCUCCUGCACUGCGCUGUACAAACGACAAGCUGGCAAGAGUGAUAAAUCAUCCAAAAUGUAUCUGACAGUCGCUGUUCUUUACUCUCCCAAGAACACCUCAGUGUCAGUCAGUCCCUCUGGUUCAGUGGUAGAGGGCAGCUCUGUGACUUGCAGCAGCAAUGCUAACCCAGCAGUGUGGCGCUACAACUGGUACAGAGUUAUUGGAGAGCAGGUUUCAACAGUGGGGGCUAGCAGAAUGCUAACUGUCCAGGUACCAGCAGAUGACAGUUCUUUCUACUGUGAAGCCAUCAAUGACCAUGGAACCAAGAACUCAUCUGCCAUUCAACUAGAUGGAAUGUCCCCUCUCAAGAACACCUCAGUGUCAGUCAGUCCCUCUGGUUCAGUAGUAGGGGGCAGCUCUUUGACCCUGACCUGCAGCAGCAAUGCCAACCCACCAGUGAAGACCUACACCUGGUACAGAGUCAAUGAGAGCAAGAUGGUCCCAAUGGAGUCUAGAUCCCCAUUUCUGGUUCUGCAGGACAUCAGCGAGAGUGGACUGUUCUGCUGUGAAGCACAAAAUAGCUAUGGCAAAGAUAGGUCCAACAUCUUUCACCAUUGCCCCUCCACAACUACAGCACAAACAUCAGUUCCAUCCAUAAUCUGUGGAGUGGUCUUUGUCCUGUGGAUUCUAACAGUCAUCUUCGGAGUCUAUAAAUAUAUCAGAUUAUCCAGAGGACUGAAGGCAGUAGGUGACACCUACGCCACACUACAGAUCUCAAACGUGACCUCUACUUAUGAGGUCAUACAGGUGAGAGCACUCUUUAGGCUAGUAUUAGUGAUUUGCAUGCCAAAAAAUAUCCCUGCAAUUCUAGCACCUUUGGAAUUGUGUAUACAAGUAACAUUUAUUUGACCACACAUAACAUAUAUGUGUAUGUGUGUGUGUGUGCGCACAUUUGUGUGUGUGUGUGUAUGUGCGAACAUGCAUGUGUUUGUGAUGUAUGUCAGAGGACAGAGUGUGGCAGCAGAGAAGCACACAGAGAGACCAGUGGUAGUGAUAUGUGAACGCUGCAGAGGGGACAGCGGCAGUAACACUAUGAGCGUAACUCUGGAUUCGCGGUUUCAGGCUCUACCUGAGAGACGUGAAUACAGGGAACGGGGCAGUCGACCUCAUCAGAAUCGUUUUAAUCUAUCAGAUACAUGUAAAUAACAAGUUUAAAUCAAGCUUUUCACUUUGUCUUCUCCAAAUAUUUUGAUUUUACCAUCGAUUUCCACCCUUUGUCUCUUUCAGUUCAUCUAUAUGACGAAUCUGGGUUUAGCAUAAGCCAGGAGAAUGCUACAUGACCCAUUACAUAGUGCCACGUGUAAAGUUUGGUGGAGGAAUAAUGGUUUGGAGCUGUUUUUCAUGGUUCGGGCUAGGCCCCUUAGUUUAGCCCCUUAGGCAGCAGUUUGGGGAAGGCCCUUUCCUGCUUCAGUAUGACAAUGCCCCCGUGCACAAAUCUGUUAAUGCAGUAUGUGAAUUGGAGUGUGUCCAUGGUUCUGGGAUAAUGGUGUUGAUGUGAGCCAUGACAAGCCUUUGAAAGCAUUUCAAGACUACAAAUGUGAGUGCUACAGGGCGAUAACAGGGUUACCUUGGUGUUCUUGUAGGUAUUACAGACUGGUCAGGGAGAGAUUGAUAAUGUCAGUGAAGAUACCUGCCAGCUAAAUGGCUAUUAUUCAACGACAAUCAUGUUCUUGGAAAUUGCAUUUCCAUGUAUUUUAAUUUGUUUAACACUUUGUUUGGUUACUAUAUGAUUCCAUGUGUUAUUUCAUAGUUUUGAUGUCUUCACUAUUAUUCUACAUUGUAGAAAAUAGUAAAAAAAAUAAAGAAAAACUCUUGAAUGAG
Oncorhynchus masou masou (cherry salmon) is the source of this 2302-nucleotide messenger RNA. Its product is annotated as B-cell receptor CD22-like. The record is from RefSeq and is a predicted model, not a curated record. The coding region runs from base 161 to 1330 and encodes 389 amino acids. Lineage: Eukaryota; Metazoa; Chordata; Actinopteri; Salmoniformes; Salmonidae. The transcript has 7 exons.